AUGCCAGAUUGCGAGGUCCACGAACCCUCGAAUGGCCCAUCAUAUCCCGCCCCCCCUCCUCUCCUCUCGUCUCCCCCGUCCCCCUUCCCGGACGGACUUCUUGCUACCCUCCAAAACUCGCAGAGGAAUCGGUGGUCAUACGACAGCCUACCUUUGUGGUUCUGCAGCCGUCAACGCCAGGAGGUAUACUCUAUGCCUGCAACGCCUCCCGUGCAAAGUAGGACUAUCGAGGUUGACGUCGACUUUCUUCCCGCCCCAGCGACGAAGCUCAUCGUCACGCAGUACCUCGAGGCCAGCCAGGAUCCCCCUUAUUGGGCGUGCAUCGUGGUUGGCGCAUUCCUCGAUUGCCAAGAGCGCGUCAUCUGGAGCACCGAGUUGUUUGCUGCCCAGCUUGACAUCCAGCUCGAGUCUGACGAGGAGGAGACGGCGAGCGAAUCGGAUGCCGGCGAGGACGACGACUACGAGACAUCUUCAGCAUCGAUCCGCCGAGGUUUUGGGAUCCCGUGCAUCAAGGCCCGGUUCCAGGAUACUGGCAAGCCUCCUUUGACGACGCCGCCGACCGCUGGGUUCACACCUGGCACCCUAUUCCUUGAAGCAGCCACGACGAUCACGCUGACGGGUGCCCAAUCCGCCGCAGCCCCUUCGAUCGACUUCAGCAUCAUGUCGGGAGGCUGGAAUCCGAUCACGGGCCGGGAUUCGUCCGGAUCCCGACCGCCCCUCGCCCCGUACGGAGCGCCUGUUCCGAGCCAAGGCCAGCCGUACAUUUACCACACGGGCGGCCCCGGGUACAACUUGGGCAUGGCGCCGCCGUACAACGGCUGGGCCAACGCUACCUACUCGAUGCAUGCCGUGGGGGCAUCGGCGAUUCCUGGCGGCACGUACCUUGGCCAGCAAGGGAUGGGAGGCUAUCAUGCCCAGCACACGUUUGCGUAUCAGCCCAACGGCGCGGGCAACAUGCUGCCACGGCAGCCGCAGCCGUGGCCACGGAUCGACCCCGAAAUGCCGGCGGCGCAGAUGACAAACUCGUCGGGCGGCCUCGGCUGCGAGCCCGGCUACAACUACUUUUUCCCGGCCGAGCACACCAAGGCGCACGUGUUCAAGUCGUCGCGGCCUCCGUGGCAGCUGCCGGCCAACACGCAGAUUCCCUUCAUGGCGACGCACAUUCCGACCAACACGACGUUUGCCGAGCUCAUGAAGGGGUUCGGAUGCACGAACCCCGUGGCCAAGAAGAACAGGGUCGUGGAGAUCAUUGCGGGCGGCGGAGGCAAGUGGUACAAGGGCAUGGAGGUCGGCGGCGGAGACAAGGUCAGCCUCACGAAGACGAUUGGAGAAGUAGGUUGGGAUUCGACGCGAACGGGAGGCGUGUGCGAGAAACCCGUCGUGUGCUUGUGGUUCUGCAAAGAGUAA
Drechmeria coniospora is the source of this 1407-nucleotide messenger RNA. RefSeq lists its product as uncharacterized. NCBI's taxonomy places the organism in Eukaryota, Fungi, Ascomycota, Sordariomycetes, Hypocreales, Ophiocordycipitaceae. Bases 1 to 1407 code for a protein of 468 amino acids. The record is from RefSeq and is a predicted model, not a curated record. The transcript has 2 exons.